Messenger RNA from Esox lucius (northern pike), 3325 nucleotides. It is a transcript of the gene acp2, whose product is annotated as acid phosphatase 2, lysosomal. Gene Ontology annotation, molecular function: acid phosphatase activity. Gene Ontology annotation, biological process: dephosphorylation; lysosome organization. Gene Ontology annotation, cellular component: lysosome. The record is from RefSeq and is a predicted model, not a curated record. Bases 90 to 1376 code for a protein of 428 amino acids. The transcript has 11 exons. NCBI's taxonomy places the organism in Eukaryota, Metazoa, Chordata, Actinopteri, Esociformes, Esocidae.
CCCGCCCCCUCUGCUAAUUCGUCUUCCCCUGCUCUCCCCGCCCCGCAUCUUUAUCUCGAGUGUGUCUGGAACUAUUCAUCUUACUCUGCAUGAAUAUCUUUUAUCUGGUGUCCAACCAGCCGUUGCCAAUGGACUCCACCGUACUGCUGUUAUUGACGGUGUUGUCUGUUUUAGGCAACGUUGUGGGAGAGAGAAAACUGAAAUUCGUGACAGUGCUCUACCGCCAUGGGGAUCGAUCGCCAGUCAAAGCCUAUCCUACUGAUAAAUACCAAGAGAGCGCUUGGCCGCAGGGCUUUGGACAGCUUACACAGGAAGGAAUGAGGCAGCACUUUGAACUGGGGCAGAUGCUGCGAAAACACUAUAUGGGUUUUCUCAAUAACACCUAUGACCGACAUGAGAUUUCUGUGAGAAGCACAGAUGUUGACCGCACCUUGAUGAGUGCAGAGGCCAACCUGGCUGGACUUUACCCCCCUAAUGGAUCACAGGUCUUUGAUCCUAAACUGGUGUGGCAGCCCAUUCCUGUGCACACUGUCCCCCUGGAGGAGGAGAGGCUUUUGUCGUUUCCCAUUCCGGGUUGCCCUCGUUAUAAAGUCCUCAUGAAUGAGACGGAACACUCAGAGGAAUUUGUUGACAUGACUAAUAAAUAUAAAGAUUUAAUAAAGCUGGUACGGGAGAAAACUGGUCUGAGGAAUACCAACAUUGAGUCUGUUUGGAGUGUCCAUGAUACCCUAUUCUGUGAGGCGAGGCACAACAUGACCCCUCCUGACUGGGUGACCCCCCAGGUCAUGGAAGAUCUGAGAAAGUUAAAAGACUUUGGCUUCAAAAUCCUUUUUGGGGUCUACAAGCAGCAGGAGAAAAGCCAUCUCCAAGGAGGCGUCCUCUUGGGAAGCAUUGUGAACAACAUCACGGAGUCUGCACAUCCCAACUCUAAUCGUCGUCUGAAGAUGAUGAUGCUAUCUGCGCAUGAUACCACCAUUGUGGCUUUGCAUUCAAGUUUGAGUAUCUUCAAUGAAAAGCAGCCACCCUAUGCUUCCUGCCACAUAUUUGAACUCUAUCAGGAAGACAAUGGAUCGUUCUCAGUUGCCAUGUUUUACCGCAAUGACACCACAAGAGAUCCUUACCAACUCGCUGUACCUGGAUGUGACCUGUUCUGCCCUCUGGAUGACUUUGUGCGCCUCACUAAACCAUCCAUUCCAGAGGAUUGGGACAAGGAGUGCAUGGUGGAGUCUCCUACAAAGGAUAAAGAAGUGAUCAUCGGACUAGCAAUUUGUGGGAGUUUGCUCUUCCUGCUUAUCUUACUGCUCCUCACUGUGCUUUGUCGGCUACAUGAUCGUUCCAGUGGCUACAGUCAUAUUCACAAUGAGAGUGAGUCUUGACAAAUGCACAAAUUCCACAGUGGACAGGAUUCAUGGGAUAGUGAAUGGGACCUUUGACUGCCUCCCUGCACUGCCCUCUGCUGGGAUGUAUGAAAAAAAUCACUUGACUGGGGUGGCCCUCCACCCCAAAAAAAUCACAGCAUCUUACUGAUGAACUUAAGAGUUUACUUUUUUACUUUCAUGGUAAGUUCUAGGUGUGUCAAAUUUGGCUACUUGAUUCAUUAUUCAAGUGGUCAGAGACUGUUUUACUUCUUUGAUAAUAGACUUGAUACGUGCUUUUUGAGGGAGAGGCUGGACUACAUUUAUAUAUGGGAAUGCAGCCUUUAAUGCUUUCAAUUGCUACUGUUCUCCUUGGUUCCCAGUCAUCUGAUCAGUGUUUAAAUGUUAUCAGUGGAUGCUUCACAUGUUUGAUUCUCCUCUUAGAAAAUGAUGAUUAAGUAAUAAAGCACAAAGGGGUAUGGUAUAUGGCCAAGAUUCCCUUGGGUAAGAUCUGUUCUUGGGGAUGAGGCAAAGGGGAGUUCCUGGAGGCAGCCCUAAGUCACAGCCCUUAGUCUUGGUGCACUGGCCAUACACCACAAACUACACCGGUGCCUUAUUCGUAUUAGAAACCAGUUACCAACACACAUCAAAUAGUAAAAAUAAAUGUUGUCAUACACAUGAAAUGCUGGAUCAUACUGCUUUGCCUGUCCAUUCAGGGUUCAAACCACCAUGUGACCCUAAACUAAAGGAUCAUUCUUUCCCAGGAACAGAUUACCACGAACGUAAACCUACUGUACUGAGAUUUUCUAUCAAGUCAUUUGAUCAAGAAGGCUAUUUCCUCUUGUGGUGAUGGUCAUGGUACUUGGAGAAGGCUAAACAUUAUGGGCCCCCUGGUAAAGGCUUGGCUUCAGUUCUCAGAGGUACUUCCAGUCAGGCCAGUCAUGCUUUAUGCUUCUGGCUGUUUGAUUCCAUUUAAGGCACUAUGUGUUUGCUGGACAUAGUGUCUCAGUAGCUAGCCAUCCUCUUAUCCAACAUGCUUUAGGUGCAAAUUCUAAAGUUUGAAUAUAAAGACUUAAUCCAGCUGUUACCUAGAUAUCUAUUUGCUUAUAUUUAGCCAAUAUUGCUAAAAGUCUACUUGUCCUAUAGAUAUUUACGAGAUUAUGAGAAUGAGGGUGUAAGCCUACACAAAACACCUUAUUUGAAGUGGAUCCGAAAAUUCAUGUUAUUCUACCAGACUUUUAUCCGGGAAAAAAGGCUGGAUGGAAACCUGACUAGUGUGACCCUGCACAUUUAAAAAUCAAACGUUCUGCUCUAACUAAUGCAGGGAAUCAAUUUUUGUGAAUUUUGUAGGCAGGAUCAAAAACCUUAACUGGAUACGUGUAAGUGGUGUUGCUCUCCAAUGAUAACAUGUUGCUCAACAUUCUCCUAAUGCAAACAGUAUAGUGUAACAUGCCGCAAAUUGAACUGACAUCUAUUUUACCGACACCGUCUUUGUCCUGUCUGGCAGGGAGCCUAUUGCAAUGUGUCUUUAUCCAGUUUCCAGUAAGGCAGAAAUGGAUUACAUGUGUUGAGAGCCAUGCCGUUCAUGCAAAAAGAUGUUACAAUUACCAGUCCUUUCCUCAAAUGUCCAUGUUUAACCAUUAUAAGCCAGAUAUUAUACCUGAGAGGUGUCAAACCGGUUCCAUGGAGGGCCAGGUGCCUACAGGUUUUCACUCUCAUCUUGUGCUUGAUUGGUUAGGAUCUUCCUUCCCCUGGUUCUGUUUAGUCUCAGUUGGGCUCCAAUUUAAAGGAAGAUCAGAAACCAGCAUGCACUCGGCCCUCCAUGAAACCGGUUUGACCCCGCUGUUCUAUUUUAUGGGCUAAGGAACAGUACAACCACAGUGGGGGAAUACUCCACUGAAUUCUAGUCUAAGCACAGUUGUAAAAUUAAUGAUAGUAAUGCCUAAUUCAAAUAAAUAACAUUUCAUUUC